Drosophila obscura is the source of this 4005-nucleotide messenger RNA. RefSeq names its product protein disks lost (gene dlt). Gene Ontology annotation, biological process: chromatin organization. NCBI's taxonomy places the organism in Eukaryota, Metazoa, Arthropoda, Insecta, Diptera, Drosophilidae. Bases 241 to 3930 code for a protein of 1229 amino acids. The record is from RefSeq and is a predicted model, not a curated record. The transcript has 2 exons. Gene Ontology annotation, cellular component: nucleus.
CAGGCGCUGCGAAAAACUAGAAAAAACCAUUUAAAAUCAAUAAUUUAAUUAAUGAAACAACUGUGAAACAUUACAUUAGACAUCAAAGUGAAAAGUGUGAGAGAGAGAGGGACCAUUACGAAAGAGAGAGAGAGAUAGAGAGUGUGUGUUUCUGACCGAGGAUAUAAAUAUCUGAAGCCUCCGAAAUAAGGCCAUGUCCCUAGCGUCACUUUAAACGACAGGCAAAGACAAGGAACAAAAAUGAACAGAUUGGAAGAGACUCAGCUCCAGCUUCUGCUGUCGAAUCUGGAAAAGGUUGCCCGUCCGCAGUUGCCCCUGAAGUUUGUGUCGCUCUUCAAGAAGGGCAAGACAUGCAGCUUGGAGGACUUUGCUGUCUACUUUCUAGCCGCCGUGCGCCAACAUACGGAACAGCAUUUCCACGGCAGCGAGACCGACACGACUCCCAAGUGUCUGACACCCGUACGACAGUCUAAGCCACCGCCUGAAGACCCGCUCAACGAAUCUCUCACCAGCCAGAGUGCCGCCAGUGCCAACUCCUCGAUGUGUACUCCGGUCCGACAGCAGCAGUCGCAGGGCCGAAGGUCCGCUGGCAGCGGUCAGUUCUGCAGCACGCCCCAAAGCGCCAAUCGCAGCGGAGGCGGCGCUGCUGGUGACCGUGGCCAUAGCUUUUGUCUGGGCGACUUUCUGGCUACAACGCCGACCCCAGGCCAGCAGCGAUCCACCAAGAAGAAGACUACUCCCAAGCAGCAGCACCUACAGCAGCAGGCAAACGCUGCUGCUGCCCAGGCCAAGCCCAGGCGUCGCGUCCUCCCGAUGACCAUUAGUAAGAACGUCUCGGCCAGCUCUUCCUUUGGCGACACCAGCUCCUUUAGCAACGACAACAAUCUGUGGCGCCUCUCGCAGAGCAGCGAACUGUUCGAUCGCAGCCAGGGCGCUGCCCUGGACAUGGAGGCACGCAAAACCCUGCUCCUGCACAAGCAGGAGAUCAAAAGUGAGGCGCCCGUCUGUGUGGCCCCAGAGAGGGGUCAAGAGGAUGAGGUCUCCAGCAUGCAGGAGCCCGUCGUCGUCAAGCUGGAUGAUGUUAAAAGUCCCGGCCAGCUGCAGGUGCUCUCGGCCAUCUAUGGCCAGCUAUUGGACCUCAAUCUGGUGCCGAACGUGCUGGGAGAGCUGAGCUUUGUGCUGCAGCUACUCAACGUACACGACUCGGAUGUGAGUCCCAGUCAGGCGGUGAAGGACCUGGAUCUGGGGACGCCCCUGCACCGGCUGGGUCUUUACAAGAACUGCAUUUACUUUGCCCUUCAGGUGCUGGAGCAUCAGCAGUAUCUUCUGCUGCAGCUGGACAGGAAAUCACUCGGUGUUCUGCUGCAACAAGAGCGCCUGGGCCUGCUGCCACAGUCGCUGCUACAUCAGUUGGAGGAGUCGUGCCAGCGUAAGCAGGAGCUGGCAAAGAAGGAGAUCACAUCCUCCUCCUCCGCCCUGACUGUGGCCUCGCCUGGUGGCCAGCAGAAUGUCUACUACCACGAAGAGAAGGACUCGCGCGAUAACUUUCCCAACCAGAAUGAGUUUGGGGCCUUCAAGUCGCAGCGCGAUCUCUUCUACAAGGCCUUCAAGCUGUGGGAGACGAGCCACCUCAAUCGGGUAUUCUGCUUCAGUCGAGACGUCACGCCACGGGUGCGGGACAUCUUCAGGAUGUCGGAGAAUGCCGUGAACAUGGCCCACUUUGCCAAGCUGUUUGUCAGCCAGCUGCUCAUCUCUGGCAGCGAGACAACCGAAUCUCCGGAGGAGCUGGGCCUCAAGCUGGACCAGCUGCGACUGAAUCGCUUGGCACAGCGACUGGUGACCUCCAACUCCAGCGUCGAGGAUCAGUUCCCCCGCUCGCAGGCUUUCUUCCGCGACUUUAUCGGCGAAUGCGCCUCCAUGGCCUUUCUGGUGCAGCUCAAGCUCGCCCUCUACGUCCAAUUGAUGCGCCACAAUGACUCCACCUUCGAGCUGCAGCAGCUGGCCGAGGAUGUGGUGGAGGAGCGCACCUCCCAGCAGGGCGGACCCUUCACUGUGCGUGCCCAGACCAUGGCCAAUAUACUGAUUCUGGCAAAGUUCCUCGGCUAUGUGACGGCCCUGCCCUACAAUCGUUGUUCCGGCCAGCCGCAAUCGUCUCUCUGCCAGCAGCAGCUGCAGCUGCGCAGCCACUUCCAGCCGGACUUUAAUCUGCGCGAGCUCCUCGAACGCUCGAUGUUGAAUGGCAAGCUGCUGAUCACUCUGCCCUGGCUGGUGCAGUAUCUGGUCAUGUUGGACCUCGUUACGCUCCAGUUGCCCAGCACUCUGGCCACUCUGGAGCUCCUAUAUGCCCUGUACGCCGCCAUGCCGGCCGAGAAACUGCAACCAGGUGCCGUUUUCAUUGCCAGGAGCUGUCUGGGUUGGCUAAUGGAGGCACAGCCGGAUCUGGUCGGUGGAUACUACAGCCACAGGGCCUUGGGGGCGGCGGGUACGGGUCACGGACCAAAUGCAGCCGUUGUGGAGAGCUGCCUCAGUACGUUUCGUUCGUUGGAGAAAUCGCAUGUGCCCCAAAUGGAGGAACUGCUGCCGGUGGCCUGCCCCUACCUCCACGAGUUUCGAGUGAGCAUCACGCCCUCGCGGCAGUCCCAGAGCACUGGACGAAGCGGCCGCUUCCGGUACAUAACCACGCGGCUGGAGCAGCUGAAUCAGAGCGGAGGAGCCACGUCCUCGGCAACGGGCCAUCCGGUGGUGGCCUCGGUGGAGCUCAGUUCGGCGGAACAGCAGCAGCGGAAGCUGGCCGAUGCCUUCCUUCACUCGCAGAAUGCCUCGACUCGACGCCUCAUCGAGUUUGUGACGGAGCGCAGCUUCAAGUGCGUGGUAAAGGAUGCCCAGCAGCAGAUUCUACUGCCGUCCAAGGCGGCGGCUGAUGGCCGCGUCAACGAGAUCAGUUCCACGCAAUAUCAGGAGGUGUUUGGAGACAUACAGCAGAUCUACCAAGAGGCCAAAUCGCAGGCCUGCCAGCGAUGGGCGGAGCAAGUGCCACGAAUGCUAAAGGAGCGCAUCGAGCAAUCGCUGGAGGCCCUGCUGCCAGAAAGCACCAACGAGGUGCUGCGAGCCACGUACGCCCAACUGAUCCGUGGCCAGGCGCAGAUCCAGCUGCAGCAGUGGCUGCUGUCGAACGUGAUGCAGUCCAGCUUCUACCACGGGGAUCUUCAGGAGCUGACCGGCAAGGUGUGCCGCGCCAACAAGAACAAAUUGGAAACAACUGGCGGCGCCAGCUCCAGCGAAAUGCAGCUGACCCUGGACGUGGGCUUCAGUCUCUCCGACAUGCUGUUCCAGCUGCAGCAGUGGCUACACUGCUGCAGCCUGCGUCCGGAGAGCAUGGGAAGUGAGGCAGAGCUGUGGGAAUUGCUCCAGCAGAUUCGACACGCCGUUCUGUUGCCCCAGCUGCCCACCGUUUUCUAUCAUUUGAUUGGCUCCAGCCUGGUGCGACUUGUCCAGCUGCUGAUCAUCCGCGAGCCGCUGCUCCUGACACCACAGAUCCUCUCUGCCAGCUGCGCGGUGUGGCGGACACCUCAGUUCUCGGUCAGCGAGCCAGCUUCGCCGGGCAUCUUUGAUGCUUUGCUUACUGUAAGUUUCAUCCAGGAGCUGGGAAACUAUGCACGGUGCUUCCGCCUGCUGGAGAAAUUCCUCCUCACCAUGCUGGAGGAGGGAGUACUGAAUGCCGAUAAGUUGAAUGAGCUGUUCCUGCCGCUCUUCAAGGAGAACUGGCCACCGGCCGUCUGGAGUGCCCUCUCCCAAAUGUUGCAGCACCUAUCGCAGGGGAAUCGAGUGGCCCACAAAGAGGGCGACAUCAAAAGUCCCGAGGACGAGGCCAAAUCGCAUCUGUUUAUGGAGAUGAUGGCCGAUUUGUCGCGUGAUUUGGAUAGUUUCUAAAACCCAAAACAAAUAUUUCUAAUUCUUGUGUGUUAUGUCACGUACCCGUUUGGACCCCUAAAUAAAGGAGGUUCU